Hibiscus syriacus is the source of this 715-nucleotide messenger RNA. RefSeq names its product vacuolar protein-sorting-associated protein 37 homolog 1-like. The record is from RefSeq and is a predicted model, not a curated record. The transcript is spliced from 7 exons. Bases 16 to 714 code for a protein of 232 amino acids. Gene Ontology annotation, biological process: protein targeting to vacuole; ubiquitin-dependent protein catabolic process via the multivesicular body sorting pathway; protein targeting to membrane. Lineage: Eukaryota; Viridiplantae; Streptophyta; Magnoliopsida; Malvales; Malvaceae. Gene Ontology annotation, cellular component: ESCRT I complex.
UACCGCCAGCGAGCUAUGUUCAGGUUCUGGGAUUCACAGGAACAACAAGCUCAUCCACGCCCACUAGAGGGUUCUUCACAUUCUAGGUAUCCUCCUCCUGGUGUUAGCUCCCCUAAUUCUUCCCGGCCUUCGACACCGAGUACCAGUGCUUCUAGCAGCUUCAACAUACAGAAACCUGCAGAAAGGCCACAUUCUCCCUCACAAAUUUCACCUUCUGAAGCUGCAAGAAUCAUUGCUCAUUUGAGGGACAAAAGUGUUGAUGAAUUACGGAAGCUUUUGUCUGACAAGGCUGUAUACAAUCAGUUCCUGCUAUCUGUUGACCAGGUUAAAAUUCAAAACAAUAUAAGAGAUGAACUUCGGAAGGAGACUUUGCAGCUUGCUAGGAACAAUUUGGAUAAAGAACCACAAAUAGUGGAGCUAAGAAAUCAAUGUGGAAUUAUCCGUACAACAGAACUCGCAGCAGCCCUGGAGAAACUAAACGAUCUCGAGAGGCAGAAAGAAGAAAUCCUGAAGUUCUACCCCCCUGCAUCAUUUAUCAACAGGCUUCAAGAUGCGACGAACAAGACGGACAAGGAAUCAGAUGCAGUGCACAGGCAGCUCCUUGAGAAGGAGAUAGAUAUAGGGACUUUCAUGCAGAAGUACAAGAAGCUCCGAACUAGUUACCAUCGCCGUGCUCUAACCCACUUUGCGGCUAAAUCGUCUCCUAUAGCUUGAU